Messenger RNA from Phymastichus coffea, 642 nucleotides. Its product is annotated as cytochrome c oxidase subunit 4 isoform 1, mitochondrial-like. Gene Ontology annotation, biological process: mitochondrial electron transport, cytochrome c to oxygen. Lineage: Eukaryota; Metazoa; Arthropoda; Insecta; Hymenoptera; Eulophidae. The transcript has 3 exons. The coding region runs from base 1 to 564 and encodes 187 amino acids. The record is from RefSeq and is a predicted model, not a curated record.
AUGCUGGCGCGCUGCGCCCGAGGACUGCUGGGGCGUCGGCGUUACAGUGUCGAUCACGGGCCUCGCUGUGACACUCGCGGGCUCAUCGGCGAGCGUGAGAUCGUCGGCUACGGGCACAACGGUCAGCCGAACUACGUCGACCUGGUCGCUUUCCCGUUCCCGGCCAUUCGCUACCGCGAGUGUACUCCCCAGAUCAUGGCACUGCGCGAGAAGGAGCGUGGCGACUGGAGAAAGCUCAGCGUCGACGAGAAAAAGUGCCUGUACAGGGCCAGCUUCCGCCAGACUCUCGCGGAACUCGACGCGCCGACCACCCAAUGGAAAAGCAUCCUCGGCACCAUACUCAUGACGUUGUCCCUGACCUUCUGGUCCUUAUUUUGGAUCCAACGCCACGUGUACAGAGAUCUGCCCAUGUCGUUCGAGCCGGAGGCACGGAUCGCCCAGUACUAUCGCCAGGUGGCCAUCAACAAUCAGCCGUUCAGUGGCCUUUAUCGGCCGCCUGGCGCCGAGCUGAGGAUCCACCCGAAGAACAAGCAGAUGUACGACGAGAUGAUGAAGUCUCAGUAGCCGUUCUCUUCGGCAUUCCGCUCCUGUUCGCUCGCUGUACGCGCACUUAUGCGCUAAUAAACGCUAGUCGCUUUCAUU